Molecule: messenger RNA, 246 nt
Organism: Staurois parvus
Lineage: Eukaryota; Metazoa; Chordata; Amphibia; Anura; Ranidae
Source: the annotation of a GenBank genome assembly
CCCCCCCCCACCCGAGAGAGCCUUCCACUACCACCUCCCCCCAGCUCAUCCCCGGGAACAAGAGUCAGGCUCUGCAUACACCAUCAAGCAGCCCCCAGAGCCUCUCUCAGAUCCCGCCUGGUCCCCAUGCUGCUUGUGUCCCUUCUUCUAUCCCUUCUUUCAGGAGACCCUGAAAAAUGCUGCUGCCCCCCUGAAAGUUGCCGUCCUAGGGAAAUGCCUUGUUUGCCUUGUGGUAAAUACGCCCCU